Molecule: messenger RNA, 666 nt
Organism: Drosophila innubila
Lineage: Eukaryota; Metazoa; Arthropoda; Insecta; Diptera; Drosophilidae
Exons: 2
Coding region: 39-593 (184 amino acids)
Source: RefSeq, a predicted model, not a curated record
GGCAUUCUGAUUUUAGUGUGUUUUUUAAACUAAUAAGAAUGCGUAUUAUUCUCGUCACAGUCAGUCUCGCUCUCUUGGUCAUCGUGAGUGCUGUUCCAGUCAGCAAUUUCAAGGAUGAGCUAAAGGACGCUGCUGAGCAGACUUUUAUGAGGAUGGGCCAGGAGGCUGUAAGGCGAACCUUUCCCAUGGCCAAAACGAUUCUAGACAACAAUUUGAUUGAACCACCGGAUAUGGAAAAGAUGCAGCAUUUUGUCGAUCAUUGGGAAAACCGAAAUGAAAGCUUGGCACAAAAUGCCAAGCAAGUUUUUACGUUUGAACGGGAUUUUGUCGAAAUUUUGUCUAAAUAUCGAGAAGAUAGUCCAGUAGCGAAGGUCUUUAUCCCAAAACUGAUGGAGGUGAACGAAUUUGCUGAAGAUCGAUUAGCUGAAUUUCAGAGUAGGGCUACUGGAAUGAUACGUGUGGCCAAAGAAGCUGGAUACACUGACGAUUUCCUCGAUGAAUUAUACGAUAAAUUUGCUAAGGAUAAUCAUAUUAACUCUAAAAUUAUGCAUUUCGUUAGUUUGCUAAAUUAUCUGAAUGUUAUCGAUCUGUAAUUGCUCAAGUAAGAAACAUUUAAUAAGGAAAAAUACAAUCAAAUAAAAUAUUAGAAUUUCACAGAUCUUUAAA